Paramormyrops kingsleyae is the source of this 4734-nucleotide messenger RNA. It is a transcript of the gene rabgap1l, whose product is annotated as RAB GTPase activating protein 1-like. The record is from RefSeq and is a predicted model, not a curated record. Lineage: Eukaryota; Metazoa; Chordata; Actinopteri; Osteoglossiformes; Mormyridae. Gene Ontology annotation, molecular function: GTPase activator activity; small GTPase binding. Gene Ontology annotation, biological process: regulation of GTPase activity.
UCACUGGGUCUUAAUUUAUUUUUUUUGUCUGUAUAUAUUUAUAUGUAUACAGUAUAUGUUUUGGUUUUUAAAAAUGGCUAAUUCUUUCUAGACCUGAGCUGUGGAUUUCCUUGUAUCGAUUUCCUUGUAUCUUUAAAUUUGUACCUGUUUGGCUCCAGCACAAUCCUCCAAGGAUCAGUGACUGAGUGGAGUGUUGCUAUCACUGGAGCAGAACGGGGGAGGGCUGGGGGGAGUGGCCUGGGCUCUGAUCCUUGAGGACCGCCAGCCAGUCAGAGGAGGCGCCUGAGGGACAGUGACAACAGGAUCUGCUGUGCUGUAGUAACCAGCCUGGGAGAGAGGGGGCGGAGCUGCGCUCGCGGGGUCCUGAUUCUGCUGGCACUCGUACUAAGGGGGCUGGGGGCGGUGGCCAGGACUGAAACGCCACCUUUAACUAGAGGGGAAAAAAAUACAGAAGGUGACUGUGUGCAGGAGUACAGCUAACUUCGCUCGCAGAGUACGGAAACAAAACCAGAUCAGGUGUGUGUUCCUGGCUGGGCCUCCCCCCCCCAGACCUGCCCUGCAUUUCCCACCCCCGAGGGCUGGGCUUGAUCUUUAAGAGACAUCCAGAGGCUACAGAGGCCACACUGCGCUAGGCAGCCCUGCUUAACCUGCUGCGUCGCUCCUCGGGGGAACACAACUGUCAAGAUGAUGGAGGAGGUGUCUAUUAGCGUGGCCUACAAUGCCCAUGUGAUCAACCAGAUCCUGGAGGAGGAUUACCUGGCCAGCCUGGUAGCCGACUCCAGACCCAAGCCCUCGGUGCCCACAAAGAAACUGAAGAAGUUUGAAAAGGAGUACCAGUCCUUGCGGGAGACUCAGUUGCAGCAGGAGGACCCCAUCGACAGGUAUCAGAGGGAGAACCGGAGGCUACAGGAGGCCAGUAUGCGUUUGGAGCAGGAGAACGACGACCUGGCCCACGAGCUCGUCACCAGCAAGAUAGCACUGAGGAACGACCUGGACCAGGCGGAGGACAAGGCCGACGUCCUGAACAAGGAGCUACUGAACACAAAGCAGCGCCUGGUGGAGACUGAGGAGCAGAAGAAGAAGCAUGAGGAAGAGACUGCACAGCUGAAAGAGGUGUUCAGAAGGGAGCUGGAGAAGGCUGAGUCUGAGAUUAAGAAGACGACGGCCAUCAUCGCAGAGUACAAGCAGAUCUGUUCCCAGCUGAGCACCAGGCUUGAGAAGCAGCAGGCCGUGACCAAAGAGGAGCUGGACAUCGUUAAGAGCAAAGUGAUGGCGUGUGAACGGUGCCGGGAGGUCUUCAGCAAGGAGGGGCCGCUGCAGGUGCCGGCGGUGAGCAAGGACAACCGGGACUCGGACCUGGACGAGGAGAAGGACUCGCUCAAGGCCCAGCUGAGAGAGAUGGAGCUGGAACUGGCCCAGACCAAGCUGCAGCUGGUGGAGGCCAAGUGCAGGAUCCAGGAGCUGGAACACCAGAGAGGGGUGUUGAUGAACGAGAUUCAGGCCGCCAAAAACUCCUGGUUCAGCAAGACCCUCGGUUCCCUCAAAACGUCCACAAGCAGCCAGCUGCCCCCCUCUCCCAAGGAGGGGCUGUAAGCCUGUGUGAGCACAAGGGAGGAGAGGGAGAGCACAGAGUGGGACACUGGAGGAGUGGAGUCACAGGAAAGGAACAGGGGAAAACAAGAGCACAGGGUGGGAAUGCAGUAUUCCCUUUCAGGGAGCGAGACCUUGGGAUGUGGACGCGUAAAUAGCUCUUCACCCCCAGAUGGAGAGCUUGGAUGACAGACCAGCAGUGGGGGGGUGGGGGCAGUGUUACCCCAUAAGAAAUGGUUCAGGAAUUAAGAGAGAAACUCUUAAUUCCUUAAUUUUAAAGGAUAGAUGUGAUGGUUUAACAUCCAUCACGUGGAUCUGAUAAAUGCUUGAGGAUGUUUUCCAGGUUGUGGUAAAAAUCAUUCACCAAGAACCUGGUUUGGUUCAGUUUUACUUGGCAAAGUUCCACAUUCUUGCCGAAGUCCCAUGUUCAGUGUGUGUUUACCAUUGCUAGCCCAUAAGGAACGGCCCAUUUUCUUUCCUUAAUCAAAUGAGAUCCAUAAGGUUUAUGACGUCCCUGUAAUGUAACACCUCAGCCACAUACCCCUCUCACACCAAGCCCUGGCCGGAACCGGAACCGGAACCGGUGUCAGUGUUCGGCCAGAGCUGGGCAGGAGCUCACAUCAGCUCCAACAACAACCAUCUUGCAUUCACACUGCACUUGGUGCCGAAAGGGUAGAACGAUGACGUCAGUGUGUGUGUGCUGCUGUGGGAGGGAUACUGUUUUGGAAGUGAAGACAAAAAUGGAGGACCGUGCAAGGUGCAAUGAACGCAAGGCUUUUUUGAAUUUACUGCAUAUGCUAACAUUUUAUUUUUGUUGCUUUAUUUGUUAUUGUCCCCAAAACAGUUCUGAGUGUCCUUUGAGUACAUCUGCUAACGAUUAAUUCCUGCGCUUCAGCAGUCGAACACAAACUACUAUUUGAGUGUUCCAGUUAAAAAGCAGGUCGCAAUCGGAGAUGCAUUCAUGGAUGAACUAGUUGUGAGUCAUGCAUGAUAAUAUGCGCGGAUGCACAAAACUGUCACGCAUGUAUGCAUUCACCUUUAAAAAUGAUACAUGCGGCAAUCGAUUGUUAUAACAGCGCAAAUACGUACUUGUAUGUAUGACAAGAAAUGACAAGAAAUUAUCGUGCAUUUUAGCCUUUAGACCGCAAAUGAAGUACGAAUUAGCAUAUAAAGGUUAAAAUGCAUAGUAAUUUCUUUGCAAAUCAGCACAAAUGUACAUUAAAAAAGUACAGGACCCUGAAGGAACUACUGCGCAAUAUGCAUUAGUGGACUACUUUAAAGGGGAGAGUGAAGACAAGAAAACGAAACAUUUUGGUAAACUUUUAUUUUACAAAUAUACAAAUAAUCAAGAAAUAUGUAAAUCUUUCAUGUGGAAUAAAUAUAAGAAGUGAUGCUCCUGUCCAUCUGCAUUCUCUUCACCGGUGUUAAAACAAGACACGAUAGGUAAAUUUCACCCAAAUUAGAGACAUAUUUGUUUUUCAUACAGCCAACACUGUAUUUAUUUAGCUCUUUUUGACUUACUGUAUUUUUUCUUUUUUAAAAAGUCUUGUUCACGUUAUUCUGAUAACCUCUACUUUCUCCAGUUCACUCCACUUUGCUUUCCGCUCUGACUACUCUAACCCUGCCACCUGACGCCACGCGCUCCUAACUCCGGCCAAGCCGUCUUUCGGGGCCAGAAAAAUGAGCUCCAGCCCGGAUACAUCAGCCCCACACUGCUGUUAUUUUUGCUGUGAAUGCGACGCCCGGAAUUUAGGCUCAGCCCGGGCACCGGCCGUGGUGUGAAAGCCUGACCUCUACUGGUUUUCUAUCAAAAUUGCAGUUUGACAGAAUCUCCCUCCUAGAUUUCUUCAAGCACCUGGGUGAAACCUGCAUUAGCACAAACAAACAGGAUGAAGUUAAUUGACUAGCAAAAUAUAUAAACAUUUCAUCUUCACUGCAAGCCAACGAGGAGCAUUAUGUUCAAAGGUUUGUUUAUAUAGAGCUACUUUAUGUGGACAGGGGAGAGUGACAUCGCUGAUGGAUAUCCUGGUUGGCACAUUCUGUUGUCUGCAUUCCCUGCUAAUCAAUGCAAAUGGAUAUCUAUAAGUAUGACAGAUGACCUCACUUAAGGCAUGUGCAGUGGAAAAAAUUUUGUGUUCAGAAAGGGGAUACUGCAUUCAAAAUUUUUAUUUUGGUUUCCACAUUUAAAAUUUGAAGGAGCAUUGUGAUGUCAUAUAAUUAUGUAUAUCUAACUCCUAAUCAUUUUUAACCUUGUAUAGUUAAAUAAAAAGGAAUAGUACUUUGUUACUUUUACUACUUUGAAUUUGAAUGCCGUCUUUAUAAUCGUACUGUAUAUUGUGUGAAAACCCCCGUCUUGUCAAAAAGCCAACACUGCAACAUUCCAGUUCCUUGUGGUUUUGUUUAUGUUUUCGGCUGCUUUCCUGCCCUGUUUUUCCACCAGCAGAGAUGCUGAAAGUCCUUCAGAUUGAAAGAAAGUGCCACAAUACCCUGGACAUCCCAUAAUCCAUGACCCACGGGGCACAACACAAGCGGGGUGGAUGUUUGAGUGGCACUUCACAGUGUCUGGGUUGAAAUGUUUGGACAGUAGCUGUUGUCAUGUUUAUGACGUCACAGCCAUUGUUUUUGUGUUUUGGGGUCGCAGUCCCGCUCGUUUUUUGAUGUUCUUGAUAAUGGUGUUAAAUGGUUCCAAACAAGACUUCUAAGGUCUCCAUGUUGUUGCCAGCCGCUCACGAAUGUUCUGAGUAUGGUAGUUAAGGACACCUGGCAGAAAACCUGCUAUAAACUCGUGGAACAUCUUGCAAAUGUGUUCUGAGUAAGAACACUGCCUCUGGGUUGGGUUCAGGGUUUCAUUCUGCAGUUAUUCUUGCAGCCCAGUAUGAACCUUUUAAGUCGCCGUUUUUUUUUUUUUUUUAUCUGCUUAAUGUAGUCAGAUUUUGUUUCACCCAGUCAUUUCCCAGCAUGUACCUAAUGGGCGCUAGGCUCUGUUAGCACAUUCUGUUUAAUAACACUAUUUUUUUUUUUUAAAGCAAAAUGUGAACUUAACAUUAUACUAAGAAUAGGCGUCAUAUUUGUUUUUAUUUGUAAAAUAACCAAACUUCUGCCAAACUAUAAUUCCAACAGUACAAUAAAAAAUAUAUAUACUAA